Bipolaris maydis ATCC 48331 is the source of this 2446-nucleotide messenger RNA. NCBI's taxonomy places the organism in Eukaryota, Fungi, Ascomycota, Dothideomycetes, Pleosporales, Pleosporaceae. The record is from RefSeq and is a predicted model, not a curated record.
ACAGGACAGACACUUGGUGCAACUUACUAAUCCCUAAAAACUACUGCAAGUUCAGGUUUCUCCUUUCCUGGAUAGAUUUGCAUCUUCCAGGCCAGUCCGCAGCAUUACCGCACCAGAACAAACUCUUCAAUCGCACCCACUCUUUGUCGCACUAUACAAAGCGGCGCAUUCUUAUGCCCAGGAGCUUGGGAACAUAGAGACACUAUCCCAGAAACUUGGAAAUCUUAGUCUCAUCUGUGGAGUCAGCAUGUUCACUGAAAACGAUGUGAAGAGCAUUUUUUCCCUCUUUCCCCCGCAGACUAGCGCAGAAUUUAUACCACAAUUUGCCCUAGCCUCCAGUGGUAAUGGUUUCGUUACACUCCAGUUUGCUCAGGCACAGUUUCGAAGUCGUGUAACAAGAGAGACGGAACGAAUUUCAAUAUCUGAAUUGGCUAGCGAUCUUGACAUAAGCACGAUACUUGUACACCAACUUGCGCGGAGCCAUCCAAAACUAUGUCUGCUAAGUGCAGACCAAGAAAAUAUUAUUCCCAUCGACGAGAGAGAUGCGCUAGAGCAAAAACUUGCCGACUUGCUCUCCUCCGGAGUGCACUCCAAGACUGAUUUUGCUUCUCAACAUGACAUAUGGCCCCAGAGUCUUGACGCCUUACUUGCAGAUCAAACUCACGAUAUUGUAGACAUAAAUGGUUUUGUAUGUACAGGAGCUUACGAGAGCGAGAUUUCCAGCAACAUUACCAGUAGAGUCAAGCAGGCACUCGAUCAACCACAAACCAUAACCAUCUUGCCCGAAGAUCUACAUGGCAGUCCACCAGCAUGGUUCAUAUUCCGGACUUUAGAAAAGGCACUGGAUUCUGAAAGUCUCACAUCCCAAGUUACUAUUGAGCAAGACCCCAACCGGGUAAUUUGCACACCCAAGAAACUUGUAGAAUCAAAACGCAACGCAACAGUCGAGGAAUUGAAGAGCGGUACACUGGAGUACUUGGAUCUAAGACAGUUUGCUGCAGACUACUCAGAACUAAUCCCAACAUUCGAAGACGCGGUAUCUUACUUCCAGAACAUUGAAGAAGUAGAUGUACUGGACUCUUUUGCUGUGUCAAAGCGAUGGAUAGCACGACUUGAGCAAGAUUCCGUACGGAUACUGGUGCAAGAAGGGUCUACAUUAGAUGUUACACAACUAAUUGGCCCGGGUCUGCCUGCAACCAUCAUGGAUCCGAUAGUCGCUAAAGUCAAGGAUUCGGUGGUCGAUGCAUUCUCCCAAAGACCACAAGAAGAAAGAAUUGUCCGCGUCGGCCACUUGAUUCUGACUGGAGCCCGACGAACCUGCGCACUGGACGAACUAUCCAGCUACGCAAAAGCAGACGUAGAGUCGCAAUGGCAACUUCUCCACGCUGACCCCACAAGAACCGACGACAUAAAAUUCAGCCGCGACAGAAUCCGAGCCUCGAUACCCAAACUAUGUCUCGUCCAGCGCUUCCUAGCGGACGAAAAGCCCGUGGAGAAACUCCUCGAAGAAACCUUCCUCCAGACCCUCGCAUCCCUGGAGACACCAAACGAAGCAGACUUUGCAACCUACUGGACCGACCGCAUCCUCGCGCGCUUCCAAGUCUACAAGACAGGUCUCUCGCACGUCGCCGAUCAAAAACUACACGACCAACUCGCAGACUUACUCGCCAGCUACGCGCACAAAGACCUCAUCCCGGACACGAUUGCCAAAGCACGGGCACAGGGACUCGUGCUAAGUCGCAAGACGCGCAAGAACAUAGCGCGAUUAUCGAGCAUUCUGGAUACGGCAAAGACAAUGGACAUCUCCGCCAUCACGUCUGCGCUGGACAAGUUUGCAAAGAAACAAGGCAUUUCCGCGCCAGCGCCGGCGAGUCUGGAAAACGCGAAGCAGAGUAUGGUAGACGACAUGUUAAGGCGGUUGCAGAAGCAAAAGGCGUCGGAUGGACCAGUGCUGUUUUUGAUGCUGGUGAUUGUGCUGUUUGCGCGACACUACAAUGGCGUUGUUUAUGCUACGGGGAAGUUUGCGCCGAAGCUAUUGAAGCUGUUGAAGGGGAAGAUGGGCGAGGAGCAGUAUGAGCAGGUGGAGAAGUGGAAGGAGGCCGCUAAGGCGAGCAGUUUGAGUGCUGAGGAUCAGGCGGAGAUGGUGAAGAUGGCGAAGACAAAGGAUGUCAUUGUUGAAGGAUGAUUUUUUUCCCCUCAAAACUUAGGCAAUGAGUCACUGAGGGUGGAGAACAGGAACAAAAAGUAAAUGGAUAGUAAUAUUACGAUUCAUUCAAGCUAUUUAUACAGCUGGUUUUAAGGCAAUAUAGGGGGUAUUCGUGAAAGUCAUGUCAUGAAACCAUGUCCAGAGGUGACCCGUCGCUCAGUGGGACCUCUUGUCUACAAUAUUACAUGUACACAGGAGACGAGACUGCAUCUAAUCCAUUAUUCCCGCCUUGCCGUCAAA